This is a messenger RNA of Carica papaya (papaya), 2377 nucleotides long. Its product is annotated as sodium/calcium exchanger NCL2-like. Lineage: Eukaryota; Viridiplantae; Streptophyta; Magnoliopsida; Brassicales; Caricaceae. Gene Ontology annotation, molecular function: calcium:proton antiporter activity; calcium ion binding. Gene Ontology annotation, biological process: calcium ion transmembrane transport; intracellular calcium ion homeostasis. Gene Ontology annotation, cellular component: membrane. The record is from RefSeq and is a predicted model, not a curated record.
UACACCUCAAAGCCCUGGAUUUCUACUUUCGUACACGAUACCCAGAUAAAAAAAAAUGGGGAGGAAAGCGGAGAAUUCAGUAGCGUAUCUGGUAGUUGGUGUUCUGGUGUUGUUAGCCAUUGAUGGGGUUCAAAGUCGAGGUCUGGAAGAGAAGAAGAGUAGGGGGUCAAAUGGGUUGGUAUCAGACGGCAUCAGCAGCGGCCAGUAUCUAGUUCUGAAUGGAAUAAGAAUGGAUCCAUCAUCAUCAUCAUCAUCAUCAUCAUCAUCGUGUGAAGAAAUGUAUGGAUUCUUGCCAUGCUCAAGCAGCAUAUGGGGGCAUCUGUUUCUAAUAAUGCUGUAUGAGUAUUUGUUGUUUCAUGGAGAAAUCUACUUGGCUGCUGGCGGCGAGCAAGUGUUCAGGAUUCUUGGACCUGGUGUCUUCGGUGCUAGUGCCGUCCAUGUCCUUGGAGUUCUCCCUGAGGCCAUCCUUCUCCUUGCAUCAGGACUUUUGCAUGGCAAAGAGGUUGCUGAAGAGUUCGUGUUUACUGGAGUUGGAUUGUUGGCGGGUUCCUCAAUUUUACUUCUCACUGUUCUUUGGGGAACUUGCAUUAUUCUUGCCGGACAAAAUCUUCAUCACCAUCCUAAUCAAAAUUCACGCUUCCACAAGUUUUUACAUUUCUUCACCGAUUUUGGUGUACAUACAGAUAAAAAGACCCGCUACAGUGCAAUGAUCAUGGUGGUGUCAAUAUUACCAUUUUUGAGUAUCCAACUCCUCAAUUUCUUCCCCAGUUCGUAUUCAGGCCGUCAAAUUAUUCUCUUGUUUGCCCUCUCCAUUUCCUCUCUCUUAUUGCUUGUCUACUUCAUCUACCAGAUAUUUAAGCCAUGGAUUCAGAAAAGAAAGCUGGAGUUUGUUAAAACUGAGCAUUUAAUGUUGGGAAUUCUAAAACUUGUGGAGGAACAAACACAAGGCAGAAUUCUCACUGAGGAUGGAGCACCCGAUGUAAACGCUAUAAAGAGGCUGUUUGAUGAAAUUGACGUUGAUGGGGAUGAGACACUAUCGCAUUCAGAGUUGACAAAGCUGAUUCACAAGGUUGAAUUUCCAACAGGACAAGUCGACAAGAAGAGUGCAGUUGCAAAAGUUAUGAAUGAAUUUGACGUUAAUGGCGACAACAAAAUAACUAGGGAGGAAUUUGUUCAUGGAUUCAUAAGAUGGACUAAGCUCUUCUUCCAUAACCUCAAACUCAACCAAUCUCAUCACAAAUCCUUGCAGGAUGUAUAUCACCAGAGUUUACAACCCUUGAUUAAGAACAAAAAAAGAGAACGGGAAAUAAUGGGAAAUUUGAUAGAAGGAAUACUGAAACAUUUUGAAAGCAAUGCAAUUGGACGCUUCCUCAAAGAGGAUGGUAACCCUGAUGAAGACAGUAUACAAAGAUUAUUUGAAAGGAUUGAUCGAGAUGGAAAUAAUUACAUAUCAAAAGAUGAAUUGCAACAAGUUAUUGAAGAUAUCAAGUUUGGUGAUAUUCCCUUAAAUCCAGACGAAAUCGUAGCCAAACUUAAUCAAGAACUUGACACCAAUGAAGAUAGUAAUAUAAGCCGAGAAGAAUUCACUCGUGAAUUUUCAAGAUUGAUCAGCACAUCAACACAACAAACUCCUCCCUGUGAUAAUGACGAAGACCAGUCCAAAGAUGACGACGAUUAUCAAAAAACAUGGGAGAAAACUGAUGAAAUAUUGGUGAAUGAGGAGAAUAGCAAUAAGGGGGAAAGAGAUUAUGAGAAGUCAAUAUUAAAAUGGCUGAAGGCAAUAGGAAGCAUGGUUUUUGGAGUAGCCAUACUAGCAGUUCUAGCUGAACCUUUAAUAUUUAGCGUUCAAGAUUUCUCAAAAGCUGCAAAUCUUCCAACUUUCUUUGUAUCAUUUAUGUUGCUCCCAUUAGCAACCAAUGCUAGAUUUGCUACUUCAGCAAUCACCGCAGCUUACCGGAAGAAAUCAAGAACUACUUCUUUAGCAUUCUCUGAGAUAUACAGUGGAGUCUUCAUGAAUAACAUUCUGGGAUUCUGUUUGUUCGUUUCAUUAAUCUAUUUUCGUGGAUUGAGAUGGGAGUUUUCUGGUGAAGUGCUGGUGGUUGCGAUCGUGUGUGCUGCAAUGGGUGUCAUUGCAAGUUUUUGCUCAACUUUUCCCAGAUGGACUGCAUUUCUGGCAUUCCUUCUUUAUCCCUCCUCGCUGGUUCUUGUUUAUAUUCUUACAUAUGUCGUCAAUUAUGUUUGAUAUAAAUCAUCUUAGAGAGGCUAUGUGAUUGUUCAUUGUUUUGUUUUGUUUAUUGUAUUUCUGCCCUAAAUCUUCAAAUGAUGCAGCAUUAGACCUUUAAAGUUGUAAUCUAAUGAGAAGCUAUUGUUUACAGCA